This is a messenger RNA of Manis pentadactyla (Chinese pangolin), 5903 nucleotides long. RefSeq names its product TBC1 domain family member 2B (gene TBC1D2B). Bases 332 to 3169 code for a protein of 945 amino acids. The record is from RefSeq and is a predicted model, not a curated record. The transcript has 13 exons. Lineage: Eukaryota; Metazoa; Chordata; Mammalia; Pholidota; Manidae.
CAAAAGGAAAGGUCUUACGACAGCCAGAAAACUGGGCGGUGCCGGGCUCCGAGCCCACGUCCAACCGGGCUGCGGCGAGGCGCAGGAGGCGGGGCUUCCGCGGUCGGGGCGGGGCUUCCGCGGCGGGAACGGGGCUGCGGGGCGGGGCGGGGGCGUCGCGGGCGGGGCGGGCGUUCCCGGGGGCGUAGCGGGCAUACAAGUCCCAGGCGGCUUUGCGCGCCGCGGGCCGUGCAGGGCGGGGGCGGAGAGGGCGGCGGGGCGCCGGGCGCCGGGCCCCGGGCGGCGGGGCGGAGCUGAGCGGGGCCGGGCCCGGCGGAGGCUCUGGCUGGCGAUGCAGGGGCCGGGGCCGGAGCCGCGGGAGGCGGGCGGCGAGGGGCUGGGGCCGGGGGCGGCGCGCGGGCCGGCGCGGCUCUGCGGCUACCUGCAGAAGCUGUCGGGCAAGGGUCCGCUGCGCGGCUACCGCAGCCGCUGGUUCGUGUUCGAUGCUCGCCGCUGUUACCUCUACUACUUCAAGAGCCCGCAGGACGCGCUGCCGCUCGGCCACCUGGACAUCGCGGACGCCUGCUUCAGCUACCAGGGCCCCGACGAGGCGGCCGGCACCGAGCCGCCCGCGCACUUCCAGGUGCACAGCGCGGGCUCCGUCACGGUGCUCAAGGCUCCUAAUCAUCAGCUCAUGACCUACUGGUUGCAGGAGCUUCAGCAGAAGAGAUGGGAAUAUUGCAAUAGCCUUGACAUGGUGAAGUGGGACAGCAGGACCUCCCCAGUGCCUGGGGACUUUUCUAAGGGUCUGGUAGCCAAAGGCAACAUAGAGUCGAUUCAUCUGCAUCCAAACGCAUCUGCAGAAAAAGCCAGAAAUGUCCUAGCGGUGGAGACGGUCCCCGGAGAGCUGGUGGGAGAACAAGCUGCCUGUCAGCCGGCCCCGGGGCACCCCGGCCCCAUUAACUUCUCUUUGAAACAGUGGGGCGCUGAGCUCAGAAAUUCAAUGUCUUCGUUCCGUCCCGGGAGAGGGCAUAACGACAGUCGGAGGAGUGUGUUCUACACCAGUGAGGAGUGGGAGCUCUUAGACCCAAACCCCAAGGACCUGGAGGAGCCGGCGACGGCGCAGGAAGGAAGCAAGAGGCAGAGCCCUGAGGGCGGCAAAGGAGCGACUGGCUCAGGAUUUCCCUUUGAUUUGGGACGUAUUCCCUACAAAGGAAAGCGCCCUUUGAAAGACAUGAUUGGCUCGUACAAAAAUCGUCAAAGUGGUGGCGACCUGUCCACUGAAGGGACGUCGGGCCGUGGCGGUGCCAGCAUGCCAGCCCUAGAAAUGCAGCUGCAGGCACAGAGCCAGCAGGAGGAGCUGGAGCAGUUGAGGAAAGACCUCGCCAGUCAGAAGGAGCUUGUUCGGCUACUGCAGCAGACCGUGCGGUCAUCCCAGUAUGACAAGUACUUCGCCAGCAGCCGGCUCUGCGAGGGGGUCGCUGGGGACACGCUCGAGCUUCUGCACCGAAAGGACGACCAGAUCCUGGGCCUCAGCAGCCAACUCGAGAGGUUCCGCCUGGAAAAGGAGAGCCUCCAGGAGGAGGCGAGGGCCCUGAAGGGCAAAGUGGGUGACCUCAGCGAGCAGCUGGGCAUGCUGAUGGAGACCAUCCACGCCAAGGACGAGGUUAUCAUCAAGCUCUCGCGGCAGCUCAGCGAGGGGGAGGGCGGUGCGUCUUCUCCCACCUCCGCGCCCACCUCCCCCUUGGCCGCACCUGCCCCCAGGGACCUGCUGGAGCUGGACCGGCUGAAGGAUAGUCUACAGGGAUAUAAAACCCAAAAUAAAUUUCUAAAUAAGGAAAUCCUGGAACUCUCAGCUCUGAGAAGAAAUGCAGAGAGGAGAGAGAGAGAUCUGGUGGCAAAGUAUUCUAGCCUGGAAGCCAAGCUCUGCCAGAUAGAGAGUAAAUACUUGAUACUGCUCCAAGAAAUGAAGACGCCCGUUUGCUCAGAAGAGCAGGGGCCUGCUCAGGACGUCAUCGCCCAGCUGCUGGAAGAUGCUCUGCAGGUCGAGAGCCCCGAGCAGCCAGAGCAAGCCUUCGUGAAGCCUCACCCGGUCAGGACCGUCCCAGAGGACGACGAGGAAGAGAAGCUGGUUGCCAAAGUCCGGGCGCUGGACCUGAAGACGCUGCACCUGACGGAGAACCAGGAGGUGUCCACCGGGGUCAAGUGGGAGAACUUCUUUGCGAGCACGGUGAACCGAGAGAUGGCGUGCUCCCCAGAGCUGAAGGGCCUCAUCCGGGCAGGCGUUCCACACGAGCACCGAUCCAAGGUGUGGAAGUGGUGUGUGGACCUCCACACACGCAAGUUCCGGGGCAGCAUGGAGCCCGCGUACUUCCAGACGCUGCUGCAGAAGGCACUGGAGAAGCAGAACCCUGCGUCCAAGCAGAUCGAGCUGGACCUGCUGCGGACACUACCCAGCAACAAGCACUACGCACGGCCCACCUCCGAGGGCAUCCAGAAGCUGCGCAGUGUGCUGCUGGCCUUCUCCUGGCGCAACCCGGACAUCGGCUACUGCCAGGGCCUCAACAGGCUGGCAGCUGUGGCCCUCCUGUACCUGGAGCAAGAGGAUGCAUUCUGGUGUCUGGUCACCAUAGUGGAAGUGUUCAUGCCUCGAGACUAUUACACGAAGACUCUCUUAGGAUCCCAGGUGGACCAGCGAGUGUUCAGGGACCUCAUGAGUGAGAAGCUGCCUCGGCUGCACGCCCACUUGGACCAGUACAAAGUUGACUAUACCCUCAUCACGUUCAACUGGUUUCUGGUGGUGUUUGUGGAUAGUGUCGUCAGCGACAUCCUCUUUAAAAUAUGGGACUCCUUCCUUUAUGAGGGACCAAAGGUCAUUUUCCGUUUUGCCCUGGCACUUUUCAAGUACAAGGAAGAGGAGAUCCUGAAGCUGCAAGAUUCGAUGUCCAUCUUCAAGUAUCUGCGCUAUUUUACUCGCACUGUCCUCGACGCUCGGAAGCUGAUCAGCAUCUCCUUUGGGGACCUGAACCCAUUCCCCCUGCGUCAGAUCCGGAACCGGCGUGCCUACCACCUGGAAAAGGUCCGGCUGGAGCUGACGGAGCUAGAGGCCAUCCGGGAGGACUUCCUGCGUGAACGGGACUCCAGCCCUGAUAAGGGGGAGCUCGUCAGCGACGAGGAGGAGGACACCUGAGCACCAGCCGCUGCACCUGCGUCACCCCGUGGCGUACCGGAGGGGGAGCUGCAGGCCCUGCUCCCUCGGAGCCAGUGCGCAGUGCCGCAGUCUCUGGAGGCCCGCCGGGCUGAUGGCCGGGCUGAUGGCCAGAGCCACACGGCGCUUUCUCGUCCUGCUCGGGCCCUUCUGUUUACAGCUGUGUUUUGCACGGCGCUUGGUUACACACGUCCCCACCAUGCUUCUGCCUGAGGGGCACGUUGCUGGGCUUCCCAGGCGGCUCUUCUCAAGAUCCUGUUCACAGCACCCAUUGGUGGUGUUGGUGCCCCCCCAGAAAACCCCACACCAUGCCUCCUGGACGGAGGGAUGGUCGAGGGCAUCUUCUGCACAACUGCUCUGUGGAGGAUGCCCGCUGCUUCGGAUGCUCCCAGGCCCGGCAGAAGGCUGGCAUGAAGAGGGACUCCCGUAGUGCUUUGGAGCUGUCUGCCAGCCACCGCCCGUUUCCGAGCAACUUUGUCUCCCCCAGCAUAGCCUUUCAAACCAUGCUCGCAACCUGCCCCGGGGCCAGCGCUGCACCACUCCACACCCGCUUCCCACCAGCAGCCGAUCUUGGUGUCAGUCUUCCCUGGCCCCGCUGCCCUCUGCCUGGCCCAGCUCCACAAGGCUUAUGAAAAUCUCUACCACCCGAGAGCUGACUCUGAGAGUCGUUCUCCAUGAAUCAGGUGGAUCCCGGGGAAUCUGGGUCCCCCUGUGGAGCGGGUGUAGCCCCAGAUAGGCCUUGGCUGCAGGCAGAGGAAGCUUCCCUGGGGAGGUUUGCAGGCAGGCUGCCUGGCGAAAGCUGUGGGGCGGCUAGAAGCUGGGGCUUCUCUGGGGCAUCCUGGGCUCCUGGCAUCUGUGCUGGGGUGGCAGGGAGGCCGGCAGCCAGGGCCUGUGGCUGGAAGUGCCUUUGCUUGAGGCCCCAGCUUUGGUGAGGCUGCGCAGACAUGCCCCCCAGGCCAGCACAGGCUUCACUUGUGGGCCCAGCUGCCCCUGGGACUCAGCCUCUUUGAAUCCCUGGAAAAGGGGCUUUGCUCAAGGAAGGUUACUGCUGCUUAAUCACUCCUGGACCACCCCUGAUGUAGAGAGGGGAGGAGGCUUCCUGCACAGCGUUAGUCAAACGUGAAAGCAGCUGUUUUAAGUGGUGUCCCACCGCCUAGGAAACGCGAUGACCCUUAGCUGAUGUCUAUCAAUCCCAUGGACUCAGAGUCAAGUGAAGCGUUUUUCACGUGUGGUUUUCUGUUCUGUCCACCGUCCAGCAGUGUUGUGGCCAGGUGGCAUCUCUGCAUAGACUGAGCUCAACUUUUCUGUCUUCAGUUAAAUUUGUUAAUCUGGUUUUUCACUGUGUGGAGGGAGCUGGUCCCUAUAUUUAGCCAAAGCCUUUGUCUCUUCAGGUACCAAAAACAUGUUUUAGCAGUUUGGGACCAGCUUUGACCACUCAAGGACAUCUUUCCACGGGACCAGCUGGGCUGCUGGAGCCCCCACCCCCACCCCCACCUCCCCAUUGCUCUCGGCCUAGAGGACAGCAGCCCAGGAGGGGCAGAAUGUAGGGGUUGGCCCCCACCUGCCCUCACGCUUUAGUCCCUGAGUUGCUUCCCCCAAGAAAUGCUUUGUUCUGGAGCUGAAAUGCCGCCUAUAGGAACAGGCUCGUUUCACCCUGGAAGAGGCAUCUUUGGAAGCACCUGGAUGCCUGGGGUCCUGGGCCCGUAGUGUGUGGUUGGAGCCCAUAGUCUCAGCCACUCCCCAGGUCCUGGGCCAGUUUCCAGGCAGUAGGCAGGAGUGGGGGUGGGAAGGGACUGGGGUGCUUCCUGGAGGCUCACCUCUCUGGAACGAGCACAGCGGAAAUGCUGACCUGGUGCCAGACAGGCUGCGGGGUACACUCACAGAACCACGGGGUCCAGCUCCCCGUUUGGGGCCAACACUGCCCUCCCCUUGUGCUGAGCAUAGUUCUGUGCCCCCAGGGGGGGCCUUCCCACAGGUGCUGCCCCAGGGCCUGUGGGGGUCUGGCAGCUGAGACUGCAGGCCUGGGGCUGGGAGAGACUGCUCAGCCCUGACGGGCACGGCCCAGGCAAGCUCCCCCGUCGUCCAGGCAGGAACUGCCAGCUUUCACAUCGAGGGCUUGUUUUUUAUUGGUUUAGUAUCUGUUAAUACGUUUGUAUAUUUUCACUACAGUUUAUAUUUUUAUAGGCUAUUUUUAUCAAGGUUUUUCUAGAUCAUAUGUAUUUUGUGUAAGUUGUGUGUGCACGACCCCUAUGUGUCUGUGUGAGCCUGAGCCCUCUGAAGCUUCCCCCACACUGUGGCCCUAGACCCCCGCCCACCCUGCACUUAUGCACGACCACCCCACCCAGUGGGCUAGGGUCUGACAGCCAGUCAUGCUGACAGCCAGGCUGUUGGCUGCUGAGAACGACCUCGGUUCAACUGCAUUUUAUCGACACAGGAAGUGUUCCAGGCAGGUAGCCAGUCCCCGUUCUCCUCUUUAACUCAGUGUUUGUACUGCUGCACCAGCCCUCGCCCCUCACUUUCUGCAAUGUCUCACUGCAAGUGGGCCAGCGGCUGGGCCUGCCUGGGGCGUGCCUGGGGUGGGGGCUGGCCGCCGGCCUGAGGACCCGAGGGGCUGCCCGGGGACGUUGUGCAUGUCACAACCACCUCUGUGCUUAUCAAGUACGACUUUGGAAUUGUCAUUCUGGAAGAUAAAAUAAAUAAUUUGUAUGACCUUCUG